CUGAAAACCAAGUGAGGAGAUGAUUGUUUAUUCCGGUGUUCCUUUUCUCUGGACUGGAGGAGAUAGCACAUGAGGAAAAUCUGUUUUGCUGAAUUUGCCUUUGCUGUGGAAGGAUUGCACUGUACGACACCAGAGAAUACAGAGAGGAUAGACACUGCAGAUUGACCCUGACCAUCACCCAGUGAACAACUACACAACUGUGGGAAGACAUCCAGUCCCUUCGCAGCAUUGCUCAACACGGAGAAGGUUGGGUAGUGAAACCAUCAUCUGGAAAUCAGUUGGGUUAGGGGAACUUUGACAUAUUGUCAGAUCUGAAACUAGUCAGUUGUAUAGAGCCUUCCAUCGGAACCAACCUUUCUAAAGGUUCGGCUGUAGGUGAUUGGUCAGGGUGAGGCUGAGAAGAAGUGUGAGUGGCUCCAAGUGUUGGUGAGAGCUUCAAUCCUUCGUCAAGCCUCAUGAACCACUAACUCAUUGUUACAAGUGACGGCUGCUCAAGUGUGAGGUGUGUAAGGAGGACUUCAUGGAUUCCCCUGUUCAUAAGAUCCCUUAAUGCACAAGAUGAAUUUAUUGAUGCAAUUCUCAUGGAAGAUAAACCAUUUACUUGUGAGGUGUGUGACAAGCCAUUCUUGUGCUCAUCUGACUUCCUUCGACACCAACUCAUUCACACAGGGGAGAAGCCGUUCACAUGUGAGGUGUGUGACAAAUCAUUCUCACGACCAUCAAACCUUCGCAGACACCAACACAUUCACACAGGGGCGAAGCCAUUCACAUGUCAGGCGUGCAAGAAAUCAUUCUCACGGUUAUCAAACCUAAGCGUGCACCUACACAUUCACACUGGGGAGAAGCCAUUCCCAUGCCGGUUAUGCAAUAAAUCAUUCUCAAAUUCAUCGCAAUACCUCAUGCACCAACAUGUCCACACCAGAGAAGAAAUGUAUAUGUGCAAUGUGUGCAACAAAUCAUUCUCAACACCAUCAAACCUUAGAGAACACCAGCGCAUUCAUACAGGGGAGAAACCAUUUAGAUGUGAAGUUUGCGAUAAAGCGUUUUUAAACUUAUCGACCCUCCGCAGACACCAACGCAUUCACACAGGGGAGAAACCAUUCACAUGCGAGGUAUGCAAAGAAUCAUUCUCACAGUCAUCACACCUCCACACACACCAACGCAUUCACACAGGGGAAAAACCAUUCACAUGUGAGUUGUGUGACAAAUCGUUUUCACGAUUAUCAAUACUCCGCAAACACAAAUGCACUCCUACAGCAAAGAAACCCUAUCGAUGUGAGUUCUGUAAUAAAGCUUUCACACAGUUGUUGGAACUCUUGGAACAUCAGCGAACACAUACAGGAGACAAACCGUUCCAGUGUGAUGUGUGUCAGGAUUGUUUCACCUACUCCUCCUCUCUCACCAUACACCGACGGCUGCACACAGACUUGAUGCCAGAUUACCUGCUUCCAUCACACUGAGAGCUGUCUGUGUUGUUUACCCUCCAAUGCUCACAUAUGGGGAGCUGCCAUUCCAAAGCACUGUCUGUCUCAAACCUCUCUCACCAUCAGUCCAUUGUUUCAAAAAAGACAACUUAACCUGUCAGCGUCUCUCCAAAUAUCAAAAAGAAAAUAUUUCAAUAAGUAUAGAAGGUCCUGCUCAUGCACAAAUGUUAUUCUGUCUCUGGAAGGAUUUCCUCACCCACAGGAAGUAGGUGAUUCAGACAUAUCUGUGUUAGGAUUCACCACACACUAUAGAGGAGAGAAAUACAUCACGCUGCAAAAACUAUCAAGGUAUCUCUCUCCAUUGAGUACUAUUAUAAUUUGUUGAAUUCCUGAAGUCUGGGGUAGGAUUCAUUUUCCUGCCAAAUCAUAAGAUAUAUUCAAGCAUUCCCUUUGUAACCCUCGGUUUGAAUAUCUCAUGGACUGCAGGCUUUGUUGUUUGAUUGCAGCUCUCUCUUCAAGUGUGACCCAGUGAUACGUUAUACCACAGUACACUGGGGAUAGACUGGAGGGUAAAAGCUGACCCUGUGGAUUCAUGGUUGAAUUUUUCUCGUAUUAACUGUCAGAAUUGUCACCCUAAAGAAGUGAAACAUUGUCUUGUGAAUGAAGGGAAUCUUGUCCAUUUGACCUCAGUUUGUAGAUGAUCCUGAAGUCUCCAAAAAUCUUGUUGAAAUGUUACUUCCUUUAGUUGCGACUUUGGGUGGUUCUACCCAGCAAUGAAGGCUGAUCGUCUUUGUUCCACGUGGUCACAUAUUUGAGCUGUUCCUUGAAUUCCUCUCUUCAGUCAGCUGUUUUCAGGGUCAGCCAUUGAUCUUCUUCCUCUUGGACUAUGGGCCUUGUCUUGUCUUGGUGCCAGGUGGAUGCUCAUCACUGAUGGAACAAAUCAACGAUCUGUCCAGCAACGUCAAGCAUCCAAAUGGAUCGAAUGAUUCAGACAUCACUUCGAACUUUGACUUGGGUUUAGAUCUUUUAAGGCACCUCCGACUUGGUCUUUUUUUGCCAGGCAAAUUCAAGAAAAAUAAUGAGAUUGGCACCAGGAAUGCUUUAUUAUUUUCAUCGAUGUGACCAGCGUAUUUAAUUAGGAAAUCAUGGGGCUCUGUAGAUUGUGAUAUGAUGACUUGAUAUCAGAGAAACUACAUCCCAAUCCUGCAAGUCCUUCAUGAGGAUAUGACUGUAACUUCCUUGAGUGAGAGGUCUGAAACAGAAGUCUUCAAAAUCUAGUUUGAUGUGUGAUAGUCCCCAUUUUAUUUACAACCUACCUGACAGUAGGUAUUCACCUCAUCAAAGAUUAGUUGCCAUUAGUAUUAAACACGGUAUCAAUGGGAAACCUAAUUACCUCAGCCCCCUCUGUCAAAAUUAAACUGACCACCGUAACUAUUCUACAGUUUACAGAUGGCUGCAAUGUCAUUGUCCACUCUGCAACAGAUUUUCAAACCACUCUUGAUCUUUUCACCAGGCGAGAAACGGUGGCUCAGUGAUUGGCACCGCUGCCUCACAGUGCCAGGACAUGGGUUUUAUUCCAACCUCGG
Messenger RNA from Chiloscyllium plagiosum (whitespotted bambooshark), 3010 nucleotides. NCBI's taxonomy places the organism in Eukaryota, Metazoa, Chordata, Chondrichthyes, Orectolobiformes, Hemiscylliidae. The record is from RefSeq and is a predicted model, not a curated record.